GGUACCGCACAGGGCACCACAGCUCACCCCAGCUCUCCACCUCUCACCGUCCACAACCGAGCAGACCAGCCAUGAGGGCCGUAACGCAGUUGCUGAGCGCCGCGCUGCUGGUGGCGACGUGCCGCGCCGGCUACCUGGGAGGCUACGGCGGCUACGCCGCCGCCCCCGCCGCCUACGCCGCCGCUCCCGCCGCCUACGCCGCCCCCGCCUACGCCGCCGCUCCCGCCAUCGUCAAGACCGCCUAUGCCGCCCCCGCCAUCGUCAAGGCCGCCGCCCCAGCCGUCGACUACUACUCGUACCCCAAGUACGCUUACGAGUACGGCGUGAACGACCCGCACACCGGCGACGUGAAGCGGCAGUGGGAGGAGCGGGACGGCGACGUGGUGCGCGGCGAGUACUCGCUGCUCGAGCCGGACGGCACCACCCGCACCGUCACCUACACGGCCGACGCGCACAACGGCUUCAACGCCGUGGUCCACCGCUCCGGCCCCAGCACGCACCCCGCCACCGCCGUCGCCGUGCCCGCCGUCGCCAAGUACGUGGCCGCGGCGCCCGCCAUCGUCAAGUCCGUCGGCUACGGCGGCUACGGCUACCACUGACGAUGGCGAACCACCCUCCGCCGCGCGCCGAGGCCGGGCGUCGGGCUGACGGGGCCCUCCCCUCUCCCCCCAACUCCCCUCCCCAUUCCUACCCCCCUCCCCCGCAUCGCUGCUGGCCGCCGUUCACAACCCCCCAGUCGGUGGACGGCUGCUGCGGUACCAUCACCAUCGGGACAUCGCCACACGUAAAACUGCUACAUCCUAGUCUACACACACUUCUGCAGCAGUGCAUCACCAACACCACCCGCACUAACCACUCUUCGCAGAACAGUGCUGAACGCGUCCAUUUCCACCCGUCGCUGCCACUAUUUCUUCAAUCGCCGUAGCUGUACCAGUUUACAUCGACACAUCUACCAUUCCUCAGCCUUCGAACAUCGCGAGUCGCUAGCCUCUGAGGUCAAAAUCGUCUGGGUUGCUAGGCCGCAUCAUAUUUCUUCAAACAAUACACGUCUCGACCCCUCUGCUGGCACUGUCUUCCGGAUCCUGUGGUGCCCAUCGUAGACCAGUGUCACCUUCUCAUUUAAAGGGGAGUUUUCCCACGCUUAUGCUGUAGAAGUGGGAUUACUGGGUAAAAAUCUUGGACUACCACUGAUGGGCCAACGUCGGGUGGACAGUACGGCCAAGAAAGCCUGCAGAUUUACAUAAAACCUCAGGACCUUCUUGUGUCCAUUGGUAGGCCAUCGUCAUUGGAUAGUACGGCCACGAAAACCUGCAGACCUACAUGAAACCUCUGAGAAGUCUGGCUGAGAGGUACUGGCAGACUUUAAGCUGUGAGGUCAGGUCUUGAGUCGCAUCUGGAUACCUCAACUGGUAACGGCAUUGCCCGCGGAAGACAAGGUUUCGGGGUUCGACUCAUGCUCCAUCGCACAGUUACAAUCUGCCAGAAAAUUCUCGACAGGGGGAACGUCUAGAGACUUCAGCGAGCGUCCGUCUGUCUGACUUACCGUACUCGCAUUAUCUGUCACCCAUCUUACACCGACACAUCAUUUUAUCUGCCAUAAACAUCGACAUCACGAAAGGCAAGGGGAAACUCUGCAUGCACACAUCGACGCCACCACCAUCCGCGCCGCGUCUCACACCCAUCCAUCCAUCCAUCCAUUCAUCCAGCCAUCAGGAAGUGACAACACCGCCACAUCUGGGGAUGGUGGUCCCCAUCACUCGCCCGUCGACCCGCAGGUCUCGGCCCUGCCACAUCGUCUCCGUGAUUUCACAUCGCCAUGUCCGCAGGUCCCUUCUCUGCUACCACCCUUACACUUAACGCAGUGUAUUGUAAGUAGUUAAUCGUCUGUGCAUCUCUCUCUCUCUUUUGUAAAUAUUACUCACCCAAGCAUUAUUAUUUUUUUAUACUUAUGUGUGAUGCCUUUUGUAGGAACAAAUGUUUUUAUCGGCUUGUUCUGCCUGCCAAUAAACACAUUUUUAUACGUGAAAA
Molecule: messenger RNA, 2028 nt
Organism: Schistocerca americana (American grasshopper)
Lineage: Eukaryota; Metazoa; Arthropoda; Insecta; Orthoptera; Acrididae
Product: cuticle protein 19
Exons: 3
Coding region: 72-599 (175 amino acids)
Cellular component (GO): extracellular matrix
Source: RefSeq, a predicted model, not a curated record